Westerdykella ornata is the source of this 810-nucleotide messenger RNA. RefSeq lists its product as uncharacterized. The transcript has a single exon. The record is from RefSeq and is a predicted model, not a curated record. Lineage: Eukaryota; Fungi; Ascomycota; Dothideomycetes; Pleosporales; Sporormiaceae. Bases 1 to 810 code for a protein of 269 amino acids.
AUGAAAGCCCUAUCCUUAACCGUCACAGCGGCCCUCAUCGCCCACUCCGCCGCAGAAUGCACCCGCGACCUCCUCCGCAACGUAACCAAAGACCUCCUCACAGCCUACACCUCAGGCACGCCCUCCUUCCCCUCCCUCGGCACCUCCGUCACCUACACCGAGAACCGCAAAACCCUCUCCAUCACCAAAGGCAUCCUCUCCCAGCCCCUGAAAAUCGACUACAACCGCACCCAGCACGACGUCCCCCAAUGCGCCGCCUUCGCCGAAGUCAUCGUCACCAACCCAUCAAAACCCUACGUCAUCCACACGCAGGUCCGCCUCGAUAACUCGACGUACAAAGUCGCCCAGAUCGACAGCAUCGUUACGACGAAAGGGGACUGGCUGUUCAACGUCACGGGGACGUAUUACUGGGCCAGUCGCGAGAAGUGGGACGAGAUCCCCGCGGCGAAGCGUGACUCGCGAGCCGUGAUUCAAGCGGCAGGCGAUGCUUAUUGCGACGUCUUCAACGAUAAGAGCGUCAAGGUGCCGUGGGGGCAGCCGUGCGCGAGGCUCGAGGGGGGCAUGUAUACGGGGAAGGGGGCCGCGAAUGAUCGGUGCGAUGUCGGUGUUCCGAAUGGUGUGAAGUUGGUGAAUAGGCAGUAUGUGGUUGAUGAGGAGUAUGGGACUGUGGACAUUAUCAUGGAUUUUGCGGGCACGCCGGGGAAGGUGGGUGCGGCGGGUUUGCCGGAUAGUCAUGAGUUUAGGGUUGAAGGGGGGAAGUUGAGGUAUGUGCAUACGUUGUCGUCUUGUGGAGGGAGGUCGUGUAUGUAG